ACGUCUCCGCCUUCACAGUUCAGUUCACACUUCACAGAUCACAGUGCGCAGCCAUCAUGGCUCCUGCUUUCUUUCCAAUUAUGCUACAAGGUUCUGAUAUUGAAUGGCGAUUUUGUUGACUUUCAAAGAUUAUCUCUUUAUUUGAUUUCUUCCAUUUUGAUAUUGGGGCGGAUGGACCUUAAGAGGGUAGGUUUUAAUUAAAUGUAGUUGGGCCCCCAACAAAAUGAGACAAGAGGCCCCUCUUCAGACUUCAGUUCAGUCUUCUACUCUUCUACUCUUCUUCAUCAACUGCGACCAGCGACCUCACAAAGAUUCACAUCACUUCUUCUCUUCUUCUUCUUCAUCGUUGCGACGGAGUCACGGUCCUCACGGAGACUGACCGACUGUGCUGGUGCUGCUGUGCUGUCUGCGACUCUGCUGUGCGACUGCCGGAGCCGGAUCGACGAAACCCUAGCGGCCUAGCCGACUGACCGAGACCGACUGUGCUGCUGUGCGCCUGUGCCUCUUGGUUCGAGUUUCGACUGUGGAUGCGGCUGGAAUUGGAGACUUGGAGUCACCGGAUUGAAGCAAAUAAUUUGGCUUCUUACAGAAUUCAAAGUAGACUCAAUUAAGAACCUCGCAGAGAGUUCACCUUACUCGGCACCCCAAGAUUUGAGGCAGAUCCUUUCCUUGAUUUUUCAGCUCUUGGAAAAUCUCUGCUUCUUCAAUCUUCAUAUUUGCAAAGAAGAGUGGGAGAUAUAAUGUUGGGAAUAAACCUGUUCAAGCGAAUUCCAGAGAUCAUACGUGAAUCUCAGCGCCGUCGAUUUGCCAAUGUAGAGAUUGUUGAUAAAAUUAUUAAACUUUAUGAAGAAUGGAAAACUCAUCAAUUCGAGCUGGAACAGUUCCGAAAAGAUUUCAACAAGAUCAACAAGGAAGUCGCCAGACUCAGAAUUGCAGGAGAGGAUGCAAGUUCAUUGAUUAAAGAUACAGAGGAAAACAAGCAAUUGACUGCAAAGAAAGAAGCACAGGUUCAGGAGGCCCGAAGAGCAUUGCAUUCAAAUCUGGAUUUGGUUGGAAAUAUUGUUCAUGAUUCUGUUCCAGUUAGCAAUGAUGAGGCAGACAACGAGAUAGUUCGGAGUUGGGGGGAGAAGAGGGAGGAGGCGAACCUGAGAAAUCAUGUGGAGCUUGUUGAACUUCUUGGAAUGGCAGAGCUGAAAAGAGGUGCUAAUGUUGCUGGUGGUAGAGGAUAUUAUUUGAAAGGAGAUGGAGUACGUCUUAAUCAAGCUCUUGUAAACUUUGGUCUAAAUUUUUUGGAGAAAAAGGGUUACACUUUGUUGCAGACUCCAUUCUUCAUGAGGAAAGAUGUGAUGGCCAAGUGUGCUCAAUUAGCGCAAUUUGAUGAAGAACUUUACAAGGUAACCGGUGAGGGAGAUGAUAAGUAUUUGAUUGCUACUGCUGAACAACCACUUUGCGCUUAUCACAUGGAUGAUUGGAUCCAUCCAACACAGCUACCAUUAAGAUAUGCCGCGUAUUCGUCUUGCUUUCGUAAAGAAGCUGGUUCACAUGGUCGUGACACUCUUGGGAUUUUUCGGGUUCAUCAGUUUGAAAAAUUGGAACAAUUCUGCUUAACCAGCCCAAAUGGCAAUGAUUCUUGGGACAUGCAUGAGGAAAUGAUGAGAAACUCGGAGGAGUUCUACCAGAUGCUGAAACUUCCCUAUCAAGUAGUGUCUGUAGUCUCUGGUGCCUUAAAUGAUGCUGCAGCGAAGAAGUAUGAUCUUGAAGCAUGGUUUCCUGCAUCCAGCACCUACAGAGAGCUCGUGUCGUGCUCUAACUGCACUGAUUACCAAUCAAGAAAACUGGAGAUCAGAUAUGGACAAAAGAAGAGUAAUGAGGAGACCAAGCAAUACUGUCAUUUAUUAAAUGCUACCCUUACAGCAACAGAGAGGACUAUGUGCUGUAUCCUUGAGAACUACCAAAAGGAUGACGGUGUUGAAGUGCCAAAAGUGUUGCAGGGAUUUAUGGGUGGCAAGACUUUCCUGCCUUUCCAGUUCUCUCCUACCAAAGCGAAGAAAUCAAAGGCGUAAUCGUUUCAUUCUCUAUGCUUAGAUUUGAAGCGUCAAUGUGGGAUAAAGUGACUGAAAUCAAGGACUAAGCUGGAAAGAAGAGGGGUAAGAGAAACCCCUGAAAGUAGUUCUGUCGAUUUGGAAAAUGAUGUUCGUACUUUCAAUUCUGGCAGCUCAUGCCGUCAUCAUUCUAAGAAGAUUCAGUUUCCUUGAAAUAAUACCUGAUCGAUAGGAUUAAGGCUGCUGAUUAUGUACAAUUGUAGCUAAUAUGGAUUCAUGUAGAAGAUGAUCUGCUAUAAAUGCUGACUACCUAUAUAGUGAGAAGCGUACUAUUAAGGUAUUUCCCUUCAGGUAAUUAAACAUUUGCCUUACAUAUUCAUAUGUGAAUAUGUGACUGCAUAAACUGAAAUGUAGGUUUUAUGCUGAUAU
Molecule: messenger RNA, 2471 nt
Organism: Cynara cardunculus var. scolymus (artichoke)
Lineage: Eukaryota; Viridiplantae; Streptophyta; Magnoliopsida; Asterales; Asteraceae
Product: serine--tRNA ligase-like
Exons: 7
Coding region: 741-2063 (440 amino acids)
Biological process (GO): seryl-tRNA aminoacylation
Cellular component (GO): cytosol
Molecular function (GO): ATP binding; tRNA binding; serine-tRNA ligase activity
Source: RefSeq, a predicted model, not a curated record